AUGAAGCUUCUUUUGCUUCAACUCGUGGCGCUAUCAACGCAAUUAGCGCCACAGGAGUACCUCGAUAAAUGGGCGAGGAAUUUGUUUAUUGAGUAUACUGUCGUAAAUAAUCUAGUGCGGACGACGGAAUUUGAUUAUCCAGCGAAUGAGGACGAAUCUGCUUUUGAAUUUAGAAUAUCAAUCACAAAUACUGGAACGGAAGAGCUCAAUCUUCAGCCGCAUUGGUCGAUCUACUUUUAUCACAGCGACACGAUUCUCAGGGUUAACUCAACAGAUCCAAUCUACGAGCCUUUCAACAUUGGCCAAGGCCUGGAAGUUGCUCAUGUUGAUGGGCAAUUAUGGACAAUCACCCCUGUCAUAGGAGAAUGGGCCCCGCUGAAGAUUGGUGAAAUGAUUGAAAUUAAUCUCAAAGCUCUUGGCUGGGUGGUUUCCGAUUCCACCAUCAUGCCCAAUUGGUACAUUGCUUGCGUAGAUUAUGAAGAGUGCUCGGCGAAGAAUCUUGAAUCUACAAAAGUAACUGCUGACCGUGGCUUUACGUUCAACAGACCAGACUUUGUCACUGAAUUCCGCGGCGACAAAAUGACAAAACGAGAUGUUUUAGACGCAUCCACUGUACCUAUGGCUCCAGACGUCUGGAUGAUGAACAACAAUCUUAAAGUCGUUGAAGAUGGAAAAUCAGUGGAAAAAUAUGGCGUGCCGAUUCUCCCGGUCCCUUCGUUUAUCGAAACAAAACCAAGCACUCUCGAAGUUCAAAAUGGAAAGGAACAACCUAGAAACGGAGUUCCGAUCAGUUCGAGAAAAUGGAUUUAUGACUAUCAAGAAAAUCUCGCUUGCCCAAACCCAAUUUGCAAGGAAUGUUUACCUCAAAGCGGUCAAGGAACUGGUGGAACUCAGUGCAAAUGCCAAGUGCUGGAGGAGCGACAAAUUGGUGAAAAAUGCAUCCCAUCGAGUACAACACAAUGUUCGACAUGGCUUAUCAGAGUUGGAUAUUUGCAUGGCGGGGAUAAAUGGCGACUUGCUACUUCAUCUGAUAUCGUCUUAGACAUAGCAACCUGUGAAGAUAUUCCGGAAACCCUAAGCUUCAUAACGAAGCUGAUUGAUAAGGUUCGUGAGACUGAUGAUGCUAUGAUCUUUACUGGAACCAUGUCUGAUGCAGGGCCUCGAUUUGAGCAUAGAGGCGUUUUUAUUGAUGUCGCGCGAAAUUUUUACCAAGCUGGAACAAUAAGUUCAUUAAUGAACAUCAUGCAGAGAGUUAAUUUGAAUGUUCUGCAUCUUAAACUUGCUGAUAACGAGGGCUGGCGACUCGAAAUUCCAGAACUUCCGAAAUUAACUGAGCUUGGAGCAAGCAGAUGUCAUGAUCCUGCUGGACAUAGUUGUCUCAUGCCUCAAUUAGGUUCUGGUGCCGAUGUAGAGUCUCAUGGAACAGGACAUUUCACAGUUGCGACGUUCAGGGGUCUGCUUGCCGAGGCAUCAAGAAAAGGAAUAACCAUAAUUCCAGAGCUUGGGGCUCCUGGACACUCAAAAGCAGCAGUGAGAGCGAUGGAUGAAAGAUCUGGUGAUUCUUCAAAAGAAGGCGAUUUCCGACUCUCAGAUCCUGACCAAGUGGAGCUGUCCGCUGAUUCCCAUGGUUUCUACAAUAACGUCAUGAAUCCCUGCAUCAAUGGAACAAGAAACUUUUUGGAAGUCGUAACGAAGAGUCUUUGGGCAACAAUGGAGGAUAGUUCUCAUAAGAUGAAGCAUAUUCAUAUUGGUGGAAAUCAAGUGAACAUGGAAGUGAUUAAAAGUAGCCCUGCUUGUCAGGCAAUAAUGGCAGAGCGAAAAAUCAAUGCUGAGCAGAUUCUUCAUGAAUUCUUCCAGUGGUAUGUUACCAUGACUUCCAAUGUCGGAUUCCAGAUCCAUGCUUGGCAAGAUAUUUUCACUUAUGAUGAUGAAAAAACAGGCUACAAAGAGGUCUACCCGGUCGAUGAAUGGGAACUGGCAAAUGGAACUUCAAUCACUGCUUAUCAUCAUCGAAGUCGAUGGAAUACUUCAGAAACGGAGGUUGGUCAUCUUCUCGCAAACGCUGGCUACAGAACCGUCCUGAUGCCAACGACUCAUCUCAAUUUUGAUGCUGCGCAAUCUCCUGAUCCUCAGAUGCGAGGAUCCAUGAACGAUGCUCGGUUUUCCGAUCUUGUCAAAGUCUUUAGCUUCCGCCCUCUCAAUUUCUACGAAAAUGCUUUGUAUGACUUUUGGGGAAAUCGACAAAACACACCCAGCUGCGACAAUUCAAUCGUACGAUGCACGAGCCUGAGUGAGCCGGAUAAUAUCGUCGGAAUUCACGCUGGAAUCUGGAGCCAAGAGAUACUUGAAGGCAAUCAUUUCUACAAGCAGCUGUUUCCGAGGCUUUUUGCUUUUGCUCAACGCGCCUGGGCCGAGGGGUCGUGGGAGCAAGAACGAAGAACGGAUCCAUGGGCGAUUUUUCAGGAUCAGAAGUUUCUUGAAGACUUUAAUUAUUUCCGAUACUCUCUCAGAUACGAGCUUGACAUCAUGGAAAGCAAUAAACAACAAUAUUGGCUUCCUAAGCCUGGGGCUUAUACGCAGAACAGCGGAUGGGGAUUCAAUACUCUUCUGAAAUACAACGAUAUUAUGUUCCGACAAAAGGGUGACUCUGAUACCCGCUGGAGAACUCUAAGUGAAGUUGCUCACCUUGCAAAUACUGAAACUCUGAUGGAAAUGGUCACUUGUGGGAAAGCUUUCAUCAAUGACCAGCCGCUUUAUAUCUCUCCACCCAUGGAAUUUAUUUUCAGCGAAAGGAUUUUCGAAGAACCUCGACCGGACAGUGCCACAAGUCUCCUUCCUUCUUUCUUUCUUUUCUUGAGCAUUUUCUAUCUGUUCUGA
Messenger RNA from Oikopleura dioica, 2877 nucleotides. The record is from the annotation of a GenBank genome assembly. NCBI's taxonomy places the organism in Eukaryota, Metazoa, Chordata, Appendicularia, Copelata, Oikopleuridae.